Trematosphaeria pertusa is the source of this 756-nucleotide messenger RNA. RefSeq lists its product as uncharacterized. The coding region runs from base 93 to 638 and encodes 181 amino acids. The transcript has a single exon. The record is from RefSeq and is a predicted model, not a curated record. Lineage: Eukaryota; Fungi; Ascomycota; Dothideomycetes; Pleosporales; Trematosphaeriaceae.
GGUCAGCAAACAUGCUAAGACUUUUGCUUCAUCGGCCAUUCUGAGAGACAAUGGGAAGGGCCAUUGAACGUGGGAGCACCAGCUAGGCCCAGAUGGCGACCCAGACAGCGCGGCGCGAGGCUACAUGUUCUGCGAUAGCUCCUGGACUAUCGACUAAACCACCUUCUUUCUCCUGGCGAGAUGCGAUCGCCGGACGAACUCCAUGCGAGGACGAUGAAGCGUUCAAACAUCCCACCAAGUCUAGGGACCGUUGCGUAGUCUCAGCCAAGCGCAGACGCGUCAAACGACAACCACCAUGCGGCUCCGACCAACCUGUCGCGCCCUGCGUCGGAAGAUUCCUGUCGGAGCGUGUUCACACGCCGAAAGGACUGCCACGAUCUAAGACAUCGCUACUGCCUCGACGCCCCGUCGCGUGCUGUUUUGGCUUAAAGGGAAAGCUGGCGUGCGACCGUUCACGACUGCGCCUUUCUCUUCUAAAGUCCGCGGAAGUGCGCAAUUCCUGCCUGUCGGAGACGCUAGAAAAUGCACCUCGCCGUUUGCUGGGCGCGCAAAUAUGGGGAAGGUUCGGUUGGUAUGCAGCCACCAUUGGAGUUGGUAAAGAGUGCCGCAGAAAGCUCGUGGACGGCGACCUUGAGUAGGAUCCUGUACUACGUUGUCCGCCGCUGAGAAUGGCCUGGAUGUGGGGGAAGCGGUGAGAGCUAGUUGUGCUGUUGGAGUCUUCAAUCCCGAGUGCGCCAACGCGCGGCAUAGGGCGGC